AUGGGGACACAUCAGUCAAAGGGCAGAAAGCAUCAUAGUCCAAAGGAAAAGCGACUACCACUUAACUCGGUGUCUACGGAAUCCUAUGCAAGCAGAGCUACCAACGUCAACCCAAUGUAUAAAGUCAUCGACGGCAGACGGUAUCUAGUGAGCAACAAUGCAAUCUAUCGUCUUCCGAUUGACGAUGCUGAGGUGGACAGAUUGCAUCUUCAACAUUAUACCUAUCGAUAUUAUUAUGGAAGUAAUUGCUCCGCACCAGUUGAGGAAAUGCUAAAGCAGGGACGGGCGAGAGUUCUAGAUGUGGGUUGCGGCGCGGCAACAUGGUUACUGGAAAUGGCAACAGAAUAUCCGACAUGCUUUUUCACCGGUAUCGAUAUUUCGCCAAUGUUCCCCACUGAAAUCAAACCAAAGAACGUUCAUUUCAUACAACGCAACGCAAUCGACGGACUUCCCUUUCCUGAUGGGACAUUCGACUUUGUAUUUAUGAGAAUGAUGUAUUUGUCGUUUACAUCAGACCAAUGGGAAAAUGUUAUAGUGAGAGAACUUUCGAGAGUGCUAAAACCGGGUGGAUGGCUCGAGUUGAUGGAAUGCGACCAGUCUCUAUCUGAUAUGGGGCCAUUGACGACGGAUUAUGCAGAUAAAGCCAGCGGAAUAUUAGAAGAUUUGGGUAUUCCUAUGAAUUUAACAGAAUUGAUGCCGGAUUACAUAGAUACAGUUGGUUGCUUUGAGGAACUGACAGCUGAACCUCGAGAAAUACCAAUUGGGACCUGGGGAGGAAACUUAUCGCAGAUGUAUCUUGAUAAUGUGGCUGCGGCUUACCAAACAUUGCGAACGUCUGUUAAUAGAUACAAUAUCAGUGCAGAGAAAUGGGACGAGAUAACCCAAGAAGUCAAACGCGAAAUAAACGAGAGACACUGCUCGGUUCGAUCGAUAAGAUUUUAUGCACAAAAGAGGGAUACCGGGAAACUGAUGUCAUUAAAAUGA
Paraglomus brasilianum is the source of this 984-nucleotide messenger RNA. The record is from the annotation of a GenBank genome assembly. Lineage: Eukaryota; Fungi; Glomeromycota; Glomeromycetes; Paraglomerales; Paraglomeraceae.